AUGAAUCAUUACUCGUUCUGCGUUCUUAGGGCGCUUGGUAUACUUCUUGCCGCUCUCGGGAUAAUCGUCAAUUUUGCUUUUCCUUGUUUUGGUUCCUUUUACAUCGGCACAGUAUAUUCCAUUUCUUGCUAUCUUAUGAGCGUUGUUAUGUCAUGCAUAUUUUUCGGCUUGAUUAAAAAUGAUGUCAUGCUUCAAGCUGAAUUUCCGCAUAUCGGGUGGUUCUUGCUCACAGCAACAUUCUGGUUUAUCGAUCAACCCGAUUACGACGUGAUCAAUGAUGAGAUCAGGAAACGCUGUGAGAAAAUUAUUGGUGGACAUGGAACAGAACAAGAUAUAAUAGAGUGUACCCAUAUUAUGUCAAACCGCAGACUCGUUGCACUUAUUACGUUGAAUUGUACUCAACUUGUGGAGGUGUUUUUCUUUUUCGCAAUUUAUAAAUACGCAAAACACCAAACAAAAGCCCUCCUUCGUAAUGACCGCCACACAACUCCGUCUUAUGGUUCAAUUUCGGACAUAGAAGAUUUAUGA
Paraglomus occultum is the source of this 528-nucleotide messenger RNA. The record is from the annotation of a GenBank genome assembly. NCBI's taxonomy places the organism in Eukaryota, Fungi, Glomeromycota, Glomeromycetes, Paraglomerales, Paraglomeraceae.